CUGAAUGCAAUCAUGGACAAACAGAAAGACAUCGAAAUUCCGGACUGGCUGAAGGCAGAUGUCUUUCAAGGUCUUUUAAAAGAGCAGGUCAAAGAUUACAAGGAAACAAAGUCCUUGAGAGCCUGCGCUGGUGUAGCCAAGGGGGAGAACUAUGCCACCAGAGUGCUAAGGGUUGAGUUAGAUGUAAAAACUGAAGACAAAUCGCAGCUGACAAAAACCUUUAUGCUGAAGACCCCCAUGGCUGCCCAUCGCCCACUACUAAUUCCAGGAAAUAAUAUAUUCGAUACAGAGCGGGGAAUGUACAUGAAAGUGGUGCCCGAAAUGGAGCAAAUGUAUCGCGAUGUUGGUCUCGAGGUGAAGUUCGGGGCACAGUCUUACGAGAUCCUCACCACCGAUUACUAUGUUCUCUUGGAAGACCUGAGGCCCCAAGGAUUCAAGAAUAUCGAUCGUCUGCAGGGUUUGGAUCAAGCCCACACCGAGAGCGCUCUGCGGAAAUUCGCCCAGUGGCAUGCCGCAUCGGCCGUCCGUGUGGAUACCAAGGGACCAUACGAGGAGCACUAUACGAGGGGGUUCUUCCAAAGCCAACCACUGCUAAACUCCAUCUGCAAUGACAGCAUGAAGUCUUUGCUGAAGUACAUAGAACUCUACGAAGGACAAGAGACGUACAUACAAGAAUUGCAUAAUAUUUCCACAAAGUUAAUGGAUGUUGCGGUUGAUAUAGGCCAACCGAAACCAAAUGAAUUCAACGUUCUCAAUCAUGGAGAUGCUUGGAGCAAUAACAUUAUGUUUCAGUACAAUGAGAAAAAUGAGAUAUCAAACACAUAUUUCGUUGAUCUUCAACUACCAAAGUGGGGAACAGUAGCACAGGAUUUAUAUUACUUCCUACUUUCAUCCCCAAGUUUGGAUAUUAAAACAACGAAAUUUGACUAUUUCGUUUGGUUUUAUCACUUGGAGCUCGUGAAGCAUCUAAGAUUGCUGAAAUAUGCGAAACCUCCACCCACGCUGAAAAGUAUACUCCUCGAUCUGUGCCGAUACAGUGGCUGGGGAUUCGUUUGCACCUUAUGGAUAAUGGGCUAUGUUUUAAUGGAUCCUACGGAGGAAAAUGGUUUCGAGGCACUCUUCAGUAAUGAAGAAAGUAGUUUUAAGAAAUUAAUGUACACCAAUCCCAGAUACCGAAAGCAUGCGGAAGUUAUUUUGCCAUGGCUGAAACAUCGUGGGGCUCUGGAAUAGAUAAUCUAUUGUAAAUAUAUGUAAAUAGAAACUG
Messenger RNA from Drosophila subobscura, 1264 nucleotides. RefSeq lists its product as uncharacterized. Lineage: Eukaryota; Metazoa; Arthropoda; Insecta; Diptera; Drosophilidae. The transcript has 5 exons. Bases 13 to 1230 code for a protein of 405 amino acids. The record is from RefSeq and is a predicted model, not a curated record.